CCCUAAUGUACUGUAUGCGUUGUACUGCAGUGAUAUGACGGCGUGUCCACCCAUUUGUGCGGCACUUCUAACCCAGGUCGUUAGACGGCCAUAAUCACCUGGGACGAGGCAACCCCUGGUAUUGUGGAGAGCUCCGCGGCUACAGCACACGUUGGCAUCUUGUAGUUCAGCAUCGUGCACCCAGCCACAGAUUGAAGCACCCAGGAGCAGCGGAUCUAAUAAGAAGGCGCAAGUCGAAGCAGCAGUGCUCGCCGAACGAUGAUGCUCGGUUUACUUUUCUCAUUCUGCAUCGUGCUUCUGUGGUAUUGGGUAGCGCGGUACCAAAGACAGUACUGGUCUUCGCGAAGUGUGGAGCAUGUGUCCUUUCUGCACACUUUGCGCAACAUGGCGCGUAUGUACUACAUGCCUGUUCACACCAUUUGGCAGGAAAUAUAUAGGACGCACGGACCUGUAGCAGGCACAUUCACCAUGUUCACUCCUACACUUAUGGUCGCUGACCCCCUGCUGCUGAAGGAAAUCAUGAUCAGGAAUUUCGCCUCAUUUCCCAAUACAGAGUUCAUCAGGCAAGUCGGCGACCCGGUUCUUGACAACAUGCUUGUGGCCCUAUUGAACAACGAAUGGCGUACAACGAGAAAAAUUGUAUCACCAGUCUUCAGUACGUCCAAGAUCAAGCAGAUGGUUGUUACAGCAAAUGAGUGUGCCAAGGAUAUGAUACGAAACUUUGCUGAAGCCGCAAGAAAAGGAACACCUUGUGACGUAAAGUUGGUCUUCGGAGCAUAUGCGUUAGACGUCACAGCGCAGUCAACAUUCAGCUUUAAGUUGGACUCCCACCGGGAUGUAAACAAUCCGUUCGUCUUGCAGGCCAAGCGCUUUUUUGCAGCUGACUACAACUGGAGGGCUUUCUUCUCUUUCCAAUUUCCCCGCCUCAGCAAAAUGCUCGGAAUACGCAUAUUCUGCCCGGACGCCGUAGAGUAUUUCAGCGGAUUGAUGACGGACCUCAUGCAACGGAGGGUUGCAGGCAACAAAAACGAAGAGACUGAUUUCGUUCACCUCCUGACGAACGCAGAGUGCAAGGAAGAAGACGGGCUCCAGCAGAAAGACGCCAACAAACGGGGGCUCACCAAGAAUCAAGUGCUUGCCCAGGCUGUUCUCUUUUUUGUCGCUGGUUACGACACGACAACAAUAGCGAUGUCAAUGGCCGUCUACUAUUUGGCGCAGCACAAGCACAUACAGGAGCGUCUCAUCGAAGAAAUUGAAGAUGUCCGCAAAAACCAAAGCGACAUCACCUACGAAGUGGUCAUGGGACUGGAGUAUCUGGACGCCGUGUGCUCGGAAGUGCUGCGAAUGAACCCACCUGUGCAGAUGACAUACAGAACGUGCGUCGAGAGCACCGUGUUAGGAAACAUAGCUAUUGAUAAAGGAACCUUCAUCCGAAUUCCUAUUUUCGCCAUGCAACAUGACGAAAAAUAUUUUGUAGAACCUGAUGUCUUCAACCCUGACAGGUUUCUGGGCAAGAACAAAGAAGGCGUUGUGCCGUUCAGCUUCUUACCUUUUGGAGAAGGGCCCCGGCAGUGUAUCGGCAUGAAGUUUGCCUCAAUGAGCUUCAAGCUUGGACUUUUCCAUGCUCUAUCCAGGUUUUCAUUCGAAACCUGCUCCGAAACUGAAAUUCCUCCCAAGUAUCAUCCAACCAUUCUACUACUUCUUCCCUACAAAGUUAAGCUCAGAAUCAUCGACAGAAAGAAGGAGUAGCUGCGGCUGUCUACGUAGGAAUGCCGACAAGAGAAUUAUUCAUAUCAUAGUUUAGAAAAUAAACCAAGUGCUUGAGUGACGUGUGCUCACAAA
Molecule: messenger RNA, 1842 nt
Organism: Rhipicephalus microplus (southern cattle tick)
Lineage: Eukaryota; Metazoa; Arthropoda; Arachnida; Ixodida; Ixodidae
Product: cytochrome P450 3A16
Molecular function (GO): steroid hydroxylase activity; iron ion binding; heme binding
Source: RefSeq, a predicted model, not a curated record